Serpula lacrymans var. lacrymans S7.9 is the source of this 1941-nucleotide messenger RNA. RefSeq names its product glycoside hydrolase family 72 protein. Gene Ontology annotation, molecular function: 1,3-beta-glucanosyltransferase activity. Bases 1 to 1641 code for a protein of 546 amino acids. Gene Ontology annotation, biological process: fungal-type cell wall (1->3)-beta-D-glucan biosynthetic process. The transcript has 6 exons. Gene Ontology annotation, cellular component: fungal-type cell wall; cytoplasm. Lineage: Eukaryota; Fungi; Basidiomycota; Agaricomycetes; Boletales; Serpulaceae. The record is from RefSeq and is a predicted model, not a curated record.
AUGCUCGAGGCUUCACGCAUCAUCACCUUUCUUGCCGUCGCGGGAGCUUUACUAUCCGGGGCUCACGCGAUCUCCGCAGUUACUCGGUCGGGCAGGUAUUUGUAUUCUGGUGGAAAUAGGUUCUACAUCAAGGGUAUAGCGUAUCAACCUCAAGGUGUUGAAGUUGCCAGUGCAAACAAUCCAUUUCUCUCCCCCUCAACUUUUGUCGACCCAUUGGCAAAUUCGACUGCAUGCGCCCGCGAUCUGCCUUAUCUGCAACAAUUGGGUGUCAAUGCUAUCCGGGUGUAUAGCGUCAACUCGUCUUUGAACCAUGAUUCCUGUAUGCAGGCAUUCAGCAAUGCAGGUAUCUACACAAUUAUCGACCUGUCGUUGCCCGUGAACGGUUCAAUAGAGAGUACUUCCCCCGCCUGGACCACCAAUCUCCUCGGGCUGUAUGUCGACACCAUCGACGCAUUCUCUAAAUAUGAUAACGUGCUAGCUUACAACGUCGGAAACGAGGUCAUCACAUCUGCUGCUACGUCAAAUGCGGCUCCAUUUGUGAAGGCUGCUGCGCGUGAUAUCAAGGCAUACCUAACGUCGCAGAAAUCAUCAGUUAUGGUUGGCUAUGCUGCCAUCGAUGGGACUGCUGAUUGGCUCGAUCCCUUCGCGGAAUAUCUUUCUUGCGAUCCUUCCGGGUCCAAUUCGGCUUCCACUUCCAUCGAUCUAUUUGGCCUCAACAACUAUCAAUGGUGUGGCAACUCGAGCUUUGCAGCUGCCUAUGCAGACACGGAAGCGCAAUUCCAGAAUUAUAACGUCGCAGCUUACUUUUCUGAAUACGGUUGUGCCUCCGUCUCGCCCCGUCCCUGGACAGAGGUUGGCGCGCUCUUUAGUUCCGAGAUGUCCCCUGUCUGGUCUGGUGGGCUCGCAUUCUCCUACUUCCCCGCCACCAGCGCAGCAGGAUCAUUCGGCAUGGUCACGAUCAAUGCAGAUGACACCGUCACCACCAGCCAGGACUUUACUAAUCUCAAAACUGAAUACGCUGCUGCCUCCCCACCGAACACGCCUACCCAGAGCAAUGCAGGUUCGGCAACUUACCCUUCAUGCCCUGCACAGAAUGCGACGUUCCUAGCAUCGACAAGUUUACCUCAGACGCCCAACCUCGCGGCGUGCACGUGUUUGGAGAGUACGCUUAGCUGCAGUUUCACGCCACAGGUGUCAAAUACAUCUGCGAUCGUUGGUACGUUGCUCAAUUAUGCGUGCAGCGCACUCGGAUCAUCUGGUGGGAACUGUGAUGCGAUUGCUGCUAAUGGCACGUCCGGAACAUACGGUGUUGUAUCCGCGUGUGACCCCUCGAUCAUGCUCUCCUACGUCAUGAACGAGUACUACUACGCCAACGGCGCGAGCGCUCAGGCGUGCAGCUUUAGCGGGAACGGGACCGUCAACGCGGCUGCACCAUCAGGAACAAGUGCACAGAGCUCCGCCGCCUCAUCAUGUCUUGCGAGCGCUUCAGGGACAUUCACGCCGACGUCGUCUGGUGGAACUACGUCGUCUGGAGGCCAGUCGAGCGGUGCUGCUUCUAUUGUAGGCGACACGAGAGCGCUGGUUGGGCUGGGUGCGAUGUUGACGAUUGGAGCUGUUAGUGGGGUGUGGAUCUUGGCUUGAGCUUGAGCGUAGGCUUUUGCUUGAAGACUUGGUGAGUUUUGGCAUGGACAAUGCGAACGAUGGACGAUAUGAAGAUAAAAAUGGGAUACUAUCUUUGGGACAUUUACUAAUGUGUAACGACUUUACUGAUACUAAUGACAUUUAUACUGUGAUUAUCACUCAAUGAUCUUGUAGGGCGGCAGCAUAGAUGCAUAUGCCAUCAUUGGCUUGUGUAUGCGUGCACUGUCAGUGAAGCUAUUAGAGUUUUGUGUUUGUUUAGUUAGCCAUUUCAUCUUUGUACUGUAUUUGUAUGAUCAUCAG